Teleopsis dalmanni is the source of this 1314-nucleotide messenger RNA. RefSeq names its product ferritin-1 heavy chain-like. Bases 436 to 1212 code for a protein of 258 amino acids. Gene Ontology annotation, cellular component: cytoplasm. Gene Ontology annotation, biological process: iron ion transport; intracellular iron ion homeostasis. The transcript is spliced from 3 exons. Gene Ontology annotation, molecular function: ferric iron binding; ferrous iron binding. Lineage: Eukaryota; Metazoa; Arthropoda; Insecta; Diptera; Diopsidae. The record is from RefSeq and is a predicted model, not a curated record.
AUUUUUAAGUACGUAAUUUGCUGAGUCAUAUAUUUGGGAUUAAUAUUGUUAUUUUGUUAUAUAUAACGUAGCUUUUAUGCAUUUUUAUAGCAUUGGAGUUACAAUAUUAUUAAAUAAUUAUCAGAAGGCAGCCAUGUUUUUUGCUUUGUUCGAGAAAUUUAUAUGCAUAUGAGAGAGAGCUGGUGUAAUAAGUCCAAAGAACGAGUGCAAAAGUAAGAAACACAUCGCAGUCAAUCGAUAAAAACGACGAGCAGAAGUUGAAAUAAAAACAGUCUAAAUUUCGUCUUUAAUAAAGGAAAAGCAUUGAUACCUUCUAUACCAGUGUGUAUAAAGGUACAAAUUGAAUAUAUUAAAAGCAACGACUUUUACAAACUCUGAAAAUAAGUGAAAGCUGUAAAAAUAUAAUUAAAAAUUUCACAAAUUGAACCUGAAAAAAUGAAGUUGUUUGCCUUCAUUUUGGUGUCCUGUCUAUGUGCUGCUGUGUACGCAGCCACAGAAAAGAAAGAAACAGCCACAGAAAAGAAAGAAACAUGGACGACGUCUAAUAAUUGCAACAUGUUGUUGGAAAGAGUCUGUUUACAACCAUCACCUCUUAAAAUAGACGGAAAAAUUGCUGAGCUCUGCAAUGCGAAAUAUAAUAUUUUUGAUAAUAAGCAUGUGAGUGAUUAUGUCGGGGAGCUCUUAUUUAAAUCCUAUGAGUACCUAUAUUUGGCUACACGUUUCGGUGCAUAUCAAAAAAAUCGUUCUGGAUUCCAAAAGUUAUACAAAGAACUAUCAGAUAAGCAUUUUGACGAGGCAAUUGAUUUAAUAAAACAUAUUAAUAAACGUGGUGUUUCUAUCAAUAUGCUGGAGAUAAUUAGUAAUUCUAAGGAGUAUAAAAAAGAUGUGAAAUUUUAUAGUCUUGACAAAGAUGAACUGCAUUCUUUAGGUAUUGCAUUGGACAUAGAAAAAGAACUGUUUGAGAAGGCUGCAAAUGUUACUAAUCACGCAAUUCACGACAUCGAUAAUACCGAAAAAAAUGGGCGUCAUACUAAACAUUAUAAACACCGUGAUCCGGAAUUUGCUCAUUACUUUGAGGAAAAGUUCUUGGGUUCUCAAGCAGAAACUGUGCGUAAAUUAUCUGGUUAUUUUAAUGAUUUAUUGAAAAUAGUGCGCGACGAACAGCAAGAGCUGGGCUUUUAUAUGUUUGAUGAGUAUUUGCAAAAGCAGUAAAUUCAUUUUUAAAAAUUGAGUUACUGUAUUUCAAAUUUUUAAUAUUUUAUAAAUUUUAUGUAAAUACAAUUUGGUGAUUAUUAAUAAACUUCUUUUGAGCAG